Messenger RNA from Habropoda laboriosa, 1941 nucleotides. RefSeq lists its product as uncharacterized. The transcript has 6 exons. The coding region runs from base 1 to 1941 and encodes 646 amino acids. Lineage: Eukaryota; Metazoa; Arthropoda; Insecta; Hymenoptera; Apidae. The record is from RefSeq and is a predicted model, not a curated record. Gene Ontology annotation, biological process: maturation of LSU-rRNA; maturation of 5.8S rRNA. Gene Ontology annotation, cellular component: Las1 complex; preribosome, large subunit precursor. Gene Ontology annotation, molecular function: endonuclease activity.
AUGGCGCUCUCCAUGCGACAGGAAGGCAUAAAGCAAGUACCAUGGUUUUCUCUUACAGAAUGGCAUCAGGUGUACAACCAAAUUUAUUCCAACAAUAUAGAUGAACUAACUAAAGGAUAUCAAAUGCUGCUUGUAUGGCAAGCAAGGAUACCAAAAUUACCAAUAGGAGUUGAUUGCACUCUUUCAAUCAUACAAGUCUGUCUUAGAGACAAUGAAUGGACUCCCAAGAUUAACAAUGGAGAAUUACCAAUUAGCUAUGAAAAUGAUCUGUGCUUGAUGUAUUCAACUAUAAUAAUGAGACUUCUAAAUCAUAUAUCUAAUAUAGGACAUACCAAGCAAACAUCCUUGUUUCAGAUUGCAAAGAAGCUCAAUAUCCCAGAAUGGAUAGUGAAUUUAAGGCAUGAUAGUGCUCAUGGAUAUGAAUUACCAUCCAUUGGUAUAUUGAGAAUUGCUGCAAACAUAUUAUUAGCUUGGCUACAUGAAGAAUACUGGGUAGCAGAGACCAAGAAAAUGGAGAAAUGUUUACACAUUGAGGAGUCUAUAAAGGAGGCUGAAGAAACUGAAGUACAGGAUUUUGGAGAUUUAAUUGAACUUUGGACUGCCAUCAGUUUAUACAUUCAUGCUGGUUACAAUUUAACAUCCAGUAUUCCAGAUCCUCAAUUGAAGGAGACAUUGCAAGAUUUGCAUUCUUAUGCCACUUCUUUACUAGACAAAAAUAAUGAGUGUGAGGAAAGUGAUAAUAAUAAAUAUAUGGAUGCUGCCAAUGAUGACAUAAAAAAGGAUAAAAAAUAUACAUUGAAAACUGCAAGGAUUGUUCUUUUAUCUGAAAUAUCUAGAUAUCUUAACAAAAAAUCUAUUCCUAAUAAAAAGGAUAUAGUUUGUAAUAUACUUCUCAAUUCUGAAGCUUUUUUACCAAGCAAAGAUAUUUUAUCGAUUUUUACCCAAGAAAAGGGGACUGAGAAUGAAAUAGAAAAAGAUGUCUUGCCAUUAGAUAUGAUCAAGUUUUGGCAAGACAUCGUAUUUUUAUUGUAUGAAAAAGAUUUGAUGGAAGCGUUAAUUAUAAAAUUACUCAAACUAAUAGAUAAUGAAGAAGUAAAUAAAGACAAAAGAUUAUUAGCUUCUUUAUGGAUAAGCUCUAUAUCGUAUAGUUUUCUAAAAUUAGAUGCAGCCCAUCGUAUAUCUCGAGAUUUAGAAUUUCAGUUAGAAAAGGCGAACAAAACUUUAUCGCUGAAUGCUCUUGAACUUAAAAUCAAGGAGAAAACAGACCGUGCUUAUCCGCAUUUGAAAUGUGUUCUGUGGUUUAAUUUAUCAUAUAUAGUGUUACCAUGUUUAACUGACAUAAAAUUCAUUUCAAAACUUAUAUUAAAUGUAAAUGAAUUCUCGGUUAAAUUCAUUGUACCUAUUUUAGAAUUAGUAAGCCCACAAGUGGAUAAAGAAAGCAAACAAAUGCUGUUGAAUUUAAUAAGCUUCUGUACAAUGGGAGAAAUGACUGAUAGCAAAACUUCUCAUAAAUAUGGUAAAAUUUUCACCCUCAAAGACUUACAACAUAGUGAACAUCUAAUAAAUGUGGAUAAUGUACAAGCUAAAACUGAUCACAGAAUACCUCGUUUUUUAACCGAUCAAAAGGUUCGAAAUAACUAUUGGAAACUUGCAAUUGCAACUUAUAACUGGAGUGAAUGCCCUAUUGGUUUACUUCCUUGGCAGUGUGAUACAAUGGAAAUAUUAAAUCCACUUGAUAGUGUAAUACAAAAAACCAACGUUUCGAUACUAGAGUCCGAAAUUAUACCCGGAAUUAUAGAUAGAAAAGACUUAAAAAUGCAAAGUCAAAUUAAAUGGGACAACGUUUUGAGAAAAAAGAAACGCUUAAACAGGAAAUAUGAACGAAGAAACGCGGAUAUUAUAAUGAACAAAGCACUUGAAACUGUUAAGAAACAAAAAUAA